Hydatigera taeniaeformis is the source of this 639-nucleotide messenger RNA. NCBI's taxonomy places the organism in Eukaryota, Metazoa, Platyhelminthes, Cestoda, Cyclophyllidea, Taeniidae. The record is from the annotation of a GenBank genome assembly.
AUGGCUUCUAAAGACGAUGAAUACGAUUACCUUUUUAAAAUUGUGCUUAUUGGUGACUCCGGCGUCGGAAAGAGCAACCUUCUUUCAAGGUUUACUCGAAACGAGUUUAAUUUAGAAAGCAAAACAACAAUCGGUGUCGAAUUUGCCACCAGGAGCGUCAAAAUCGACGAUAAGGUCAUCAAGGCCCAAAUUUGGGAUACUGCUGGUCAGGAGCGCUACCGUGCUAUUACCUCUGCUUACUACCGUGGGGCCGUUGGAGCUCUUCUGGUAUAUGAUAUUGCCAAAUAUUCUACUUAUGAACACGUCCAUGUCUGGUUGAAAGAAUUGAAGGACAAUGGUGAUCGAAACAUCGUGACAAUGUUGGUAGGAAACAAGUGUGACUUGCGCCAUCUUCGUACCGUUCCGACUCAAGAGGCCAAGGCCUUUGCUGAAAGCGCCCAGCUGCACUUUAUUGAAACAUCCGCACUGGACUCUACUAACGUUGAUGAGGCUUACAUCUUCCUUCUAAAGCAAAUCACGAAGCUCGUAGGAUCCUCUAGUGCCAAUAGCGAUAGCAACGUCCCAUUAGGUGGACGUCCAACAAUUCCGCUGCAAAACACCAGUCAAGAGCCAAAAAAAGCCUGUUGUUCUGGAUUUUAG